AAUAGUAGCUCAGAGAAAUCAGCUGAACUAGCUAAACUGCUGAACUGAAUUGUUGUGGUUGGGACAUUGCCUGAAAAGCUAUGAAAGGCUGGCUGCUUCUGGUUGUUGCUUUUCUUCUUUGGCCAGGCUGCUCUUCUCAAAAUGAAUGUGAAGAACCAAAUGAGAUUGACUUUGGGGAAAUUGUGAGCAUUGAGAAAGCCAAGUACCUGCAAAAUGACCGAGUACAAUACAGGUGCAACCCUGGCUAUGUCUUGGAAGGACCUGAAUGGAUUCAGUGUAAGGGACAAGAAUGGACACCUCAUCCACCAAAAUGCUUGGCACCCUGCAGAAUCACAAGACAACAGUUAGCAGCAAAAAACUUGUUUGUGUUUGGGAAUCAAAGAAAAGCUCGACUUAUUCAAAGUAACCAGAACCUACAAUUUCAGUGUAAUGAAGGAUAUGUGCUUGUGGUUCCAUCAGUCAGAAAGUGUGUUGACGGUUACAUGGAUUUCCCAUUAUGUAUCUCUGAAAGAGGACAAAGCUGCGGGGAUCCACCCAGGAUUGAGAAUGGAGACAUUAUUCCUUUAUCUGAGCAGCAGUACAGAUCUGGCUCCUCAGUAGAAUUCAGAUGCCAAAAUUAUUAUGCCAUGGAAGGUCAGAACAGAUCUUUUUGUGACAAUGGGGCCUGGACAAAACUGCCUGUUUGCCUUGAAAUUACAUGUAACUCUCCGAGUAUAUUGAAUGGUUUUUUCCAACCUCAAAGAACUAUAUACCAUAAUGGGGAUCUAAUUCGAGUUCAGUGUGACAGCGGAUUUACACUUGAAACAGAUAAUGGAGGAAAGGUGGUUGAAUGCACAAAAAAUGGAUGGUCACCUUCACCGAAAUGUGUCAAUAUUGAGGGAGGAUGUGGACGUCCACCUGCUGUGGACAAUGGAGACAUUGUGGACACACCCAAGGCAACCUAUGUCCAGUCUGAAAGUGUAACUUAUCAGUGCCAAAAAUUCUACAUAAUGGAAGGAUCUGCAAGAGUGACUUGUCAAAAUGGCCGUUGGUCACAAACACCAACAUGUAGAGUUGCUUGUACAGCAAAUGAAGAAGAUAUGAGAGAACACAAUAUAAGGCUGAAGUGGAGCUACAGGAAUAAAAUAUAUGUUGAAGAUGGAAAUACAGUAGAAUUUGUAUGUUUAAAAGGCUAUAAACCACACCCAAAUACCAGAUCAUUCAGAAUUAAUUGUUUGGAUGGGAAAUUUGACUUUCCAGAUUGCAUUCCUAAAUAAAUAAAGGAACAAAAGGACCAUUCUUUGAACCAGAAGAUGAAUAUCAGAAAUCAUUUAUCAUUCUUCUCAAUAUGAUCACAUGAAACUAUUUGCUGUCAACAAUGGAUCUGAACCUAAA
Molecule: messenger RNA, 1374 nt
Organism: Pseudonaja textilis
Lineage: Eukaryota; Metazoa; Chordata; Lepidosauria; Squamata; Elapidae
Source: RefSeq, a predicted model, not a curated record